AUGGCAGCUGCAGAUGAAAGUGAGCGAGUUACAGGUGAAGUGGUUUGCUCUAUUUGCCUGAAUUUAUUUAAAGACCCUGUUACUACUGACUGUGGACAUAACUUCUGCAGAGUCUGUAUCACAGAACUUUGUGAGAAAUCAAAUAGGAAUGUUUUCUGCCCACAGUGCCAAACGAAGCUUGUAAAGAAGAACCUCAGAUUGAAACAACAAUUGGAAAUUGCCACAGAAGGAAUUCAAAAUACAAAUUUGAAAGAGCUACAGCCAGACACAUGCCUGAAAGUGGAACAGGAGCGAUCAAAAGAAGGUCUUAUCUGCAGGGCGCAUAAUAAAACAAUAAAUCUCUUUUGUGAAGAAGAAAAACAAGCAGUCUGCAGUGUAUGCUGCUUGUCUAAUGGGUAUUGCAGUCAUAAUGUUAUUCCUAUUGAAGAGGCUAUAAGAAAAUACAAGGAGAAACUUGCAAAAUCAAUAUGCUCCCUGAAUGAACAGAUGGGUAGGAAUGAAAUAUUGCAAAAAGAAGAAGCAAAACACAUUAGGGAAAUAAAGAGUUUUUCUCCAUGGGUCUCCACUGAAAAGGAGUAUCCAGCCCAGCUGAAUUAUCUCAGUAAAGAAAUGCAAAUAAACGAGUAA
Molecule: messenger RNA, 627 nt
Organism: Protopterus annectens (West African lungfish)
Lineage: Eukaryota; Metazoa; Chordata; Ceratodontiformes; Protopteridae
Product: E3 ubiquitin-protein ligase TRIM52-like
Exons: 3
Coding region: 1-627 (208 amino acids)
Molecular function (GO): zinc ion binding
Source: RefSeq, a predicted model, not a curated record